Messenger RNA from Microdochium trichocladiopsis, 1644 nucleotides. RefSeq lists its product as uncharacterized. The transcript is spliced from 2 exons. Lineage: Eukaryota; Fungi; Ascomycota; Sordariomycetes; Xylariales; Microdochiaceae. The coding region runs from base 387 to 1520 and encodes 377 amino acids. The record is from RefSeq and is a predicted model, not a curated record.
CGACAACCUCACGAGCACCGUCUCCCAACUGCUGAUCAACUUUCACGCCUGGCAGUUUCUCUGUCAGUCUGGCCCAGCAUCUCUUCCUCCUCAAAAAGUGCAGCGAAGCCGCCGAAAACCAGUGCUCGACCUCCCUGGCCUGCUCGACUGCAGCCCCGAGAUUCGUCAGACCCUGAAGAGCCCCUCAUUCAGCGACUUUGGCAGCCAGUGGUCCCGGCAACCACUUGCAGCAUCACCGCUCGACGACUCUCUCCCAAACACAAGCCACACGCCGUCCCGAGGGCUAGCGGUGGGCUGGGUGUGUGCUACAACUCGACGCCGUCACCACACCGCUGCUGAAGCCAACACGAAAACAACCACCCAAACCAACCGACAGAACCGCCUGCAUGAUGUCGAGGUCACCGCAAACUCCGCGACACUCCCGCCAGUCCUCCGCUAUCGACACCCGCUUCCAGACCCCGAGCCCAAAUGCAUCACCUGAUGCUAGGCGCCUGUCAAAGUCUUCAUUCCAGGACCCUCUGACGCCACUACGCAACAGCAUGAAUGAGACAGAGCUUUCGAUGCUUGGCAACGGAGGUCUCGACCAGGGCAACGGGCUCGGCAACCUUGCUGAUGAGCUCGCCGAUGCCUUUUCAGACUCGGAAGAGGAGUACGAUGAGGAGGAGGAUGACGGCGAAGGCGAAGAGUCCGAAAUGUCCAACACCGUUCCCACACCCACAGAUGAGCCAGCACUGCCAGCAAGAACAAGAACGGUAACGUUGAACGCACCAGAGCAGCAAAAUGUCCGGGCACAUCGGCGCGAGGCCAGCGCCUAUGAUGGAAGCGAGUACGGCUCAGAAACAGACUUGGACAUGGCAGGCAUGCCACCGAGCUUGGUCGCCAAGAUCGAUGCGGUAGAGACUUUGGCAAGGCGCGGAACCGACAGCCUUGGCAAUACAGCCGACCCAGUAUUUAAGAGAGUCACAGACGGCCUCAGGGACCUCGGAUCGCAGUCCAGUGUGGAGGGAAACACCACGAGGCUGAUUACUGCUCACUCGGCAUUAUCAACACACUUGACACACCAAACGCGGCAAAUUCACAACUUGACAUUCCCGCUCCUGUCGCCACUGGUCGCACCGCCAGACCCGGAGACAAUCGACGAGCUCCUUCCACUUCUCGCAUCCGUUGCCGAUGACAUGCCACGCCCUGCAACGGCAGCACUGAGCAAUUUGGCAGCGCUACACACGGUCACCGCUGAUUUAGUCCAAACUCUGAACUACCUGUCGGACACACUGCACAUGUCGAGGCAAACCACGACGACUGCAACGCGGCGACUUCGCACCGCGAAAGAGCUGGUGGCCGAGAUGAAGCGCGAAGAAGAGCUCAGAGAAGAAGGUGAGAGGUGGCUCACCCGGGGAAAUUGGAGUGACCGAUUGGAGAAGCGAGAGUGUGCGGGAGUCUGCAGAGACGUCGUAGGUGGUUUCGAGGAAGUCUGUAAUGGGUGGCGAGCACGACUGAUGGCUCAAGCCGAGUCCGCAUAAACGACGUUCGCGGAUGGGUGCAAAGGGCUCGGGGUGCCUGGGCCUCAGUGACGGUGCCCUCAAGCAAUGACGCCCGCACAGAGCCGUAUUGCAUCCACCUCUGCAAGAUCCGCGUCCGAAUAUC